Messenger RNA from Verticillium alfalfae VaMs.102, 2748 nucleotides. RefSeq lists its product as hypothetical. Gene Ontology annotation, molecular function: ubiquitin binding. The record is from RefSeq and is a predicted model, not a curated record. Gene Ontology annotation, cellular component: cytoplasm; nucleus. NCBI's taxonomy places the organism in Eukaryota, Fungi, Ascomycota, Sordariomycetes, Glomerellales, Plectosphaerellaceae. The transcript is spliced from 5 exons. Bases 1 to 2748 code for a protein of 915 amino acids.
AUGUCCGACGUUCAAACGCGGCCUGCUGCCUCGCGCGGCAGGGGCUCUGGUCGCGGUGGCAGAGGCGGAUUUGCCAGCCGUGGAGGUCGCAACGGCGGCAGGACCAACGGCGCCGACAAGACUGAUUCGAAGUCCGAGGUCGACAACCCGAGCGCGUUUGACGAUGAGGGAGCGGUCGGCGAACUCAAGAAGCUAUACGGCGCCAAGACGCCUUUGAUUCAAGAGAUGUUCCCUGAGUGGUCUGAAGUCGACAUUCUGUUCGCUCUUCAGGAGACAGAUGGUGAUGAGACCGAGGCUGUCACGCGCAUUGCUGAAGGAACCAUCUCUCAAUGGGGCGAAGUUUCCAAGGUGAAGAAGGUCUCCCGUGCCAAGGCCAAGGAUUCGACCACUCCUGCCACUAACAUCGACUCAUCUGCUUCCAUCAGCAGGCCUGUACGUGGCGGUCGCAUCGUUUCAGAGGGUGGACGCGGCCGCGGCCGAGCCACCGAGCGAGGUGGGCGUGGUGGUCGGGGCAGGUCCUCACAACCGGCUCCUACGAACGGAGCUCGCCAGACAACAAAGGACAGCCAGCCUCUCUCGGUGCCCACCGAAGAGUCGCCCGCUUGGGGCUCCAAGACGGAUGAUUCUGUCAUCCAGCCCACCACCAUUGCCAUCGCUCCCAUUGAUGAAUCUCCUCAGGUUCCCGCCCCGCCUUCAAACGCUCCCAAGACUUGGGCCAGCAUGCUCCGCCAGGUUGCCGUUCCGAAGCCCUUCGCUCAACCUAAGGAAGCUCCCACCGUGAAGCCUUCCGAAUCCAUUGAACCUCUCCCUCCCGUCACCCACGCUGAACCCGAAACCGAGCCCGAGCCUACUCCCGAGGCUCAGCCCGAGCCCGAGAUCGCACCUGAAGCUCCCGCCGAAGCCAUUGAGGAGCCCAUCGCAGCUGAAGUACCUACCGUCAUUGAGCCUGAAGUGGCCCUACAGCCGUCCAAGGACCAACUGACUGAGACCAAUCUUGAACAGGUUGCUGAUGAUUCUCACCCUCCCGCGACCGCGACCGUUGCAAGCACCGCAGCUGAUUCGUGGGAUCCUCGCCUCAAUGCUGCCAGUGCCACCGCGACGCCUCUUUCUGCCGCACAGCAAGCGCACCAAGCCUCCCGCCCUCCGGCGACCCCCACCUCUAACAGCGGCUAUGCGACCUCGGCUCUAAAGGCGACUACUGAUCGCGCCACUCGUACUCCCAGCUUCCAGCGCAGAGUACUUGACCAGGAAGAGGCGGUCCGCAUGCCGGGCAAUCGCGAGGUCGACCGCACCGCCGUUCAGUUCGGUGCCUUCAACAUCGGCAGCGAGGAUGAUGUUGAUGGCGAUCGUGAGGAACCUGAAACACGCGCUCAGCCCCCCGCAGAGUCCCCUAUCGCCCAACCCCGAACCUCUCUCCCACCUGCUGCCCCCCAGGCCGCCGUGCCCGAGGCCUUCAGCAACCAGAAGACGCAGGCGGCCCCUGCCCCUUCCGUCGCCCCCUCAGCUACGCCCGCUACCGCCCCUGCGGCCCAGCCCACCUCUGGGAUUCAGCCUCCUCCUGGCGUUGGACAGCCUCAGGGACAGUAUUCCCAGUACGGCCAGCCUGGCUCACAGGAUGCGUCAUCUUUCCCCCAGAAGUCGGUCGAUCCCUUCUCGCAACAAACCAACACUGCUUCUACUCCCAACCGUCUGGACGGCUUCCCAAGCCAGCAAACGCAACAGGCUCAACAGCCUGGUGGCGCAUUUAGCUCCGCGCCCAGCGAGUAUUCCUCCUACUACACCUCCGACCAACAGGGACGCGGCCCCUAUAGCUAUUACGGUCAGCCUUACGGCCAACAGAGUGGCCAAGGCCACCAGGAAGGCGUCGCCGGUCAGCAGCGAUCCUUCAGCGGCUACAACACGUCGCAGGCCGAGAACAUCAGCCAGUACCCCCAGAGCGCCGGUCUUCACAACCAGUCUCGCUACGAACUACCCCUAUGUGGUGGUAACGGCAACCACCCCUACUACAACAACCCUUACUACUCCAACUACAUGGGCUACGGCGGACACUUUGGCCAGGGUGGCUACGGAGGUGGCCCCUACGGCAAGGCUGGCAUGUAUGGACAGCCGUAUGGUAUGUCUCCUCAGGGCCCCUAUGAACAUGCCUCGUCUCCCGCCAGCGGAUUCGCCCAAUCAUCUCUCCACCGUGGCGACAGCGGCCUGGGCGGCUCUAGUCUUGGUGGUGACUAUGGUGCCCGCGCUGGCUCUGCGCAGUCUGGCAACCCUGGUAGCCUUGGCGGCAGUGGUUUUGGAGGUAUCCAGGACUCUUUCGGUCGUAGCGGCUCGUCUUUCCCCACUCAGUCUUCUGGCCAGGGCUACAACGCCUCCGCUCAGCCGUCGACUGGCGCAUCUACCGGCGACGACCUGAAGCCAUACGGUGAAACCAAGGCCGGAGCGGGCCCUUCGCCCUCUCUUGGCGGUGCUCGCCCUGGCUCUGCCACGCAGAACACGUCCAGCCAGUCUGGCCUACCCCCCCCUCAAUCUGCCUCGCAAAUGGGUGGAUACGGCGGCUAUCCUAGCCACGCGCAAGGCCAUGGUCUCCACGGCGGAAGCGGAUACGGUAUGGGCGGUAGCGGACAGCAUGCUAACAACGGCUUCGGCUCCUACGGUCAGGCCUAUGGCUCGUACGGGGCCCAGGCUUAUGGCAGCGGCGGCCAGCAGCAACAGCAGCAACAGCAGCAGCGCGGCUGGGGCGGCAACUACCAUUAG